Paraphaeosphaeria sporulosa is the source of this 1438-nucleotide messenger RNA. RefSeq lists its product as uncharacterized. The transcript has a single exon. The record is from RefSeq and is a predicted model, not a curated record. NCBI's taxonomy places the organism in Eukaryota, Fungi, Ascomycota, Dothideomycetes, Pleosporales, Didymosphaeriaceae. The coding region runs from base 61 to 1149 and encodes 362 amino acids. Gene Ontology annotation, biological process: dephosphorylation; L-serine biosynthetic process. Gene Ontology annotation, cellular component: cytoplasm. Gene Ontology annotation, molecular function: magnesium ion binding.
GCUGAAGACCUGCUGAUAGGGGCGAGCUAAGGCUUUCUCUCAAUCGCGCAGCAUCUCAAAAUGCUACCUAGAAUACUGCCUGCAGCAGCACCUUUGUGGCUAAGCGUCUUCAACACGCUCAGUUGUGCCUAUCCAAAUCACGGACAUCCAAAUGCCGCUGCGCAGCUCCGGCACUGGCCUGCGGAAGCCGCCAAAGCGCUCGGUACGAUGAUCGAGAAGAAUGCCAACCAAAGCAAUUAUGCGGUGUUUGACAUGGACAACACAUCCUAUCGCUACGAUCUCGAAGAAUCCUUGCUUCCGUUCCUGGAAAAUCGUGGCAUCCUGACGCGCGAAAACCUGGAUCCAAGCCUGAAACUGAUCGACUUCAAAGACACUGCCAACUUCACCGAAACACUAUACAGCUACUACCUCCGCCUGUGCGACGUCGACGAUUUCGUUUGCUACCCAUGGGCUGCGCAAGUGUGGUCUGGUCUGUCUCUUCGCGAACUGAAAGGCUACGUCGAUGAGCUGAUGACACUCAACACUACGAUCCCGGUCAAAUACUGGGACGGCGACGAAGUCGCUGUAGACAGCGUCAAUCCACCAAAGGUCUUCCGAGGCCAGGCAGAAUUGUACAACGCUUUGAUGAGCCACGGCAUCGAUGUCUACGUCAUCAGCGCUGCGCACGAAGAACUCGUCCGCUUCGUUGCGAGCGAUCCAAAAUAUGGGUACAAUGUGCCACCGGAAAAUGUUAUCGGCGUCACCACGAUGCUUAAGAACAGUACCUCUGGCAGUCUCACCAACGCGCGCAAGCAGAUUGCAGCAGGCGCGUAUAACGCCUCAGCGAACUUAGAUCUGGUGGUCGGGCCAUACCUAUGGACGCCGGCAACCUGGUUUGCGGGCAAGUGGGCAGCGAUCCUAACUUACAUUGACCCCUGGAAGAAGCCGAUUCUAGCAGCGGGUGACACACCAGGCAGUGACACAUAUAUGCAUUUUCAAGGGGUCGAUGUCGACAAAGGUGGUAUCCAUUUGUGGAUCAAUCGUAAAGAGGAGUUGUAUGAAGAGUUACAGCAGCUAAUCGAGGAGAAUGCUGAAGGGCAGAAGGAGAAUGGAUUCGAAGUGACGGCAGACCGGAAUUGGGUCGUCGUGAAGCCGGAGGACAUCCUAUGAUCAUGAUCACGACGGUGAAAUCAUCGGCGAUCUUGCAGUCGCUCAACGAACGUUCGAAACAAAAGUUGGGAUACGUGUCUAUCCAAUCGUGCGAGGGUCCUAGCGUUAGGUAUACUACAGAACCACCGAUGCGAUUCAUGGUUUGAUGGCAAAAGCUGUGCUACUGGUACACCUAUCCUCGAAGAUGAAAUCCAAAGUUGCGAAUCAACGUUUUGCUUACAUCUGCACUUCUUUAAGUAUCUAACUUACAAGUACCAUAGGUAUUUACGUACAAAAAACAUCUCUCGCC